AUGCAUUCACAAAUAUCUAACAAAUCUAUUGAAUUAGAAAAUGAAUGUGAACAGAUAUGUUUACAUGAAUCAGCGAUGUAUAUUUUGGUUCUAAUCAAACCUCGUAUUCUAUAUAUGUAUCGUAUUGACGAUGGUCGACAAAUGGCUAAAUUAUUUCUCUAUGAUUUUGUUUCAUCGAUGAGAGUCAACGAUGAUUUUGUUGUUUUAGCUAUGAAUGAUCGACGUUUAUUGACAUUAAUGAUUGCCGAUCCAAACAAUCCGAAUGUACGAGAAAAAAUUCAAGCAUUGUCUAGCAGAAAUGAACAACGAGAAGUUCAAUCAGCAACAAUCAAACUUGUACAACAUAUCGAGAAAUGUGCUGAUAUGAAUUUGAACAAUGAUAAUGUUACUACUGAAAACAUUAGUGUUAAUCAAACGGAUGACGAUGAUGAUGAUGCUAGGAGCGCAGGGAAUACACGUUGCUAUAAUAUUAUGGGUGAUGCUCCAAAUGUGGAUUCAGAAUCUGUGGCACAAGUUUUGAACAAUCAAGAGUUUACUGAUCAGGAACCGUUUGAUCAUGAUUCACAUUUAACAACAAUCGAACAACCACAACACCAAACUGACUAUGAUUUAGAUACUAUUCGUCAGAAAAUGUUCGAAUACGAACAAGAUCAAUUGAACGGUGUUCAAAUGGCCAAUGCAGGCAAAGAAAAUUUAAAAAUUAUCAACUGUUAUUCAGUUACUUCGACUACAUGUAAUCUUCUUUGA
Messenger RNA from Rotaria sp. Silwood1, 747 nucleotides. NCBI's taxonomy places the organism in Eukaryota, Metazoa, Rotifera, Eurotatoria, Philodinida, Philodinidae. The record is from the annotation of a GenBank genome assembly.